Messenger RNA from Drosophila busckii, 2622 nucleotides. Its product is annotated as CUE domain-containing protein 1. The transcript has 2 exons. Bases 71 to 967 code for a protein of 298 amino acids. The record is from RefSeq and is a predicted model, not a curated record. Lineage: Eukaryota; Metazoa; Arthropoda; Insecta; Diptera; Drosophilidae. Gene Ontology annotation, molecular function: ubiquitin binding.
ACAUUAAUUCUUUUAAGACUGGGCAAAACACUACAAAAACAAAAUCUAACUGCAAUUUAGAUUAAAAACCAUGGCUACAUCUACGCUUCAGCUAGAAUUCUCACAAGCUAUGGCCGACUUCAAAAAAAUGUUUCCGGAUAUAGAUCGGGAAGUCAUUGAGGCAGUGCUCCGCUCAAAUAUGGGCGCUGUGGAUGCAACCGUCGACCAAUUGCUUGCGAUGACUGUGGAUAAUCAGAAUGAGAAACUACGCAAUGAGUUGGAUGCUAAUGUGUCGCCCCAGCAGAGUCUCAUCAAUCUCAACGAGCCGGACAAGGAAUUGCGACGUAACCAGAUUGACACCCCAGAUGGCUUGAACACUCUGCCAUUACCGAGCACAGCAAGCGCUUCGCCAGCACACAACACAGGCGCCUCACCCAAACAACGUCCCUUGGGGGCCAGCAGCACCCCCACAAAACGCAGUCAAGGCAGCACAACACGUCGCUGGAAUAAUCCUCCGUUGUUGGGCGCAUUACCAGUUGGAUUUUUGCGUAUAGCACCUGCUGCUGGACAGCAGGAUUUUGAACUACCCGAUGAGCAAUUUGCCUUGAUGCUGCAAAACGAGGAGUUUAUGAAUCAGCUGCGCUGGAAUCAGGACUUUAUGAGUGCGCUUGAGAAAGAGCAAAGCGGCAAGGCAAAGGGCGAAGACGACGCACCAUUCCAAGAACGGCUCAAGAACAUGGGUAAAAUGUCGCGUAAGAAGUUUCUACAAAUGGCUCGUGUUUUCACUUGGCAACGCAAUAAAAAGGUAACCACUGCUAAGCAAAUCGAUUCCUUGCCAUUGCGCGAAGAGCCGAGCGACGAUGAAGAUCAUCAUCAUCAGGAUGCUCAGCAGCAGCAGCAACAACAACAGCAGCAAACACAGCAAUCAAGUCAUCAGCAGCAAAGCCCAUCCCAGCAGCAACAGGGUCAAUUGCAGUUGCGAAAGUAAAGUGGAGCCUCCUUCUAGCUGGGGUUCCACUGUUUGUUAUCUUAUACUUAUCUUAAUAUCUCAGUUUAUCUCAUUGGCCAUAAAUCCAAGUGAAGGUCACAAUCUCACUCCCGUUCCAUGUAGUAAUCUCAACGAAGAAUGUCUUGGCAAUGCUUAAUAGCGCCAUACAAAAAGCAUAUUAUAUAUACUUAUUAUGAUUCUAGUUUUAAAUGUCGUGUAAUAACCAAAAGUGCAAUUUUACCCCCGAAACACAUUUAAGUGUGCAAUAUUCUUAACUAAAUGUACUAUAUAUAUUUUUGAUUAUUUUAACAAAUUGUAUUAUUGUCUUUUCUCCGCCACUUUCGUUGUUGCCAAAUUAGCAUAAUUAAGUUUUAUUAUUAAUUUUAAAUGACCGUACCCAUGAUGUUGGACUGAUUCUGAACACAUUAAUUGAUAAUUGUGAAACAAAAUUUAAAGCAAACUAAAGUUAUUAGAGCACUGCUUAACGCAAAACUAGUCAACUCAAAAAUGUUUAUUUAUAGUAAUCUGAUGAAUCUUAAAAUAUUCGCAUGUGACGUCCCCCAUUAACUGAAAUUUGAAUAUUAACACAUAAAUAUCGCCAGUGCUUGGCUUCUACUCUCUAUCCAUACUUAUUAUAUACACAUAUGGACAAGAGCUAACCAACUAAUUGAUUGUAAUUGUACAUGUAUUAUAAAAAACAUACAUAUUUAAAGAUCUAUUGUACUCGUAUUCCAAGUAAAACAAAAUACAGAUAAUUAUUUCAAAACUAAAUGCAUUUAUUAUUUGCGUUCAAAUCCACGCCCAGCAUUAAGGAAACGGCGACAAACUGACGUUUGUGGAUAUAAACAAGCUUAAGUCUUCCCGAAUCUCGUUUCAUUUCAACAUUUGUGUAAAUAAAAUGCACAACAUUUUACAUGAAUUUAUUUAAUUUUUAUUUUGUUUUUGCUUUUAAAUUUUUUUGCUUUUUAUUUUUUAUAAACAUAAUACAUUUAUUACGGAGUACCGUUGGUUUUUCAUCAUUGUGUUUAUGUAUGUUUUGUGUGUUUUGACUUUUAUUUAAGGGCAUAUUGGUUACUCGUAUCUGUUACAGCUAAUUUAUAAAUGUUUAUCAAUGCAAUACUCUUUUAUUUAUUCUCUUUUUUAUAUAUUUCCUUCUACUUCACCACUUUGUAAAUCUACUUUCGUUUUGGAUUGACAUUGACACGUGACGACGACAAGGAAUCGGAAUCUCAUGCUUGAAUGCUAUAUAUUUGUUGGGAUUGUUGGUAUUAUUUUAUAUAUUGUUUAAUAACAGGAUUUAAAUCGUUUUACAUGCAACAAUUGCAAUUGCAAUCAAAAUUCAACUUUAUCGUUAUCUCUACUGAAUAAAUUUCCAUUGCUCUGUAGAGCACUUUUCCUAUAACUCUCGCUUGCUUUCCCUCUCUUUGUAUUGGUUUAUUGUUUAAUUAUAAAUGAUGCAUGCUCUCUGAGCAUGCCGGAGUGUCAGUGUAUGCGUAAUCGUGUAUAUGUGUAUGGGCUUACGCAUGUGUGCUUACGCAUGUAUGUGUGCAAUUUGAUUCCUUUACUUACACAGAAAUUGAUCAUUUUUAAACAAUUAUUUGUAAAUUUGUUUUAAACUAAUUACUAAAAAUGGAUUUCAUUUUUUUCUGGUUGUU